This is a messenger RNA of Nelumbo nucifera (sacred lotus), 1932 nucleotides long. RefSeq names its product receptor-like cytoplasmic kinase 176. The record is from RefSeq and is a predicted model, not a curated record. Gene Ontology annotation, molecular function: ATP binding; protein kinase activity. NCBI's taxonomy places the organism in Eukaryota, Viridiplantae, Streptophyta, Magnoliopsida, Proteales, Nelumbonaceae. Gene Ontology annotation, biological process: protein phosphorylation.
AUGCCCACUCUCUCUCUCUCUCUCCCCGUCCGUAGCUGCAGUAAGGAAAAAAACUAAGCCAGGUCAAACUGUCUCGGCUUCGGAAAGGUCUAAAAGAGCUUCCAAGAAACACACGAACACCAAAAACGAACCUCGCCUUCUUUCCCCCUUUUCAUUUCUCUCUUCUGCGUCUCUGUUGAUUCCACCACGAACACCAGAAAGAAAAAUAAAGCACAUCUCCUGUAAUCUCUAUAGUUCGGUUACUAGCUUCUGCUCGAUCUGUAGAGAAAAGAAGGCAAAGCAAAUCAACUGGGAAGGAGGUGAGGGGGUCGUAAAGAAAGGAAAUAAGAGCUUGGUUUCGCGGUUUCUUAUCCAUGGGGGCUUGCUGGAGUGCUCGAAUCAAAGCCGAGAGUCCAUUUCAUACAGGGGUGAACUCGAAAUGUGUGAGCAAAGAUGGAAAUGACGUAAGUGGUUCAAGUAGCAGGGCCUCAGCUACUUCUGUGCCUCUAACUCCUCGUGGUGCAGGGGAGAUCAUUCCGUCCUCCAAUUUAAAGAGUUUUAGUUUCAGUGAACUCAAAAUGGCCACAAGAAACUUCCGGCCUGACAGUGUUUUGGGAGAAGGGGGAUUUGGAUCAGUUUUUAAGGGUUGGAUUGAUGAAAAUGCACUUACUGCUGCCAAGCCCGGAACUGGCAUGAUUAUCGCCGUUAAGAGGCUUAACCAAGAAGGCUAUCAGGGUCAUAGGGAAUGGCUGGCAGAAGUGAAUUACCUAGGGCAGUUAUAUCAUCCUAAUCUUGUGAAGUUGAUUGGCUAUUGCCUAGAGGAUGAGCAUCGGCUUCUAGUCUAUGAGUUUAUGCCUCGGGGAAGCUUAGAGAAUCAUCUAUUCAGGAGGGGAUCUUAUUUCCAGCCACUUUCCUGGAACCUCCGGAUGAAGGUUGCUCUUGGAGCUGCCAAAGGUCUUGCCUUCCUUCACAGUGCUGAAACAAAAGUCAUCUACAGGGACUUUAAGACAUCUAACAUCCUUCUUGAUUCAAACUAUAAUGCAAAGCUUUCCGAUUUUGGGUUGGCCAAGGAUGGUCCAACAGGUGAUAAAAGCCAUGUCUCAACCAGAGUCAUGGGAACAUAUGGAUAUGCAGCUCCAGAGUACCUAGCUACAGGUCAUUUGACUGCCAAGAGUGACGUAUACAGCUUUGGGGUUGUCCUCCUAGAAAUGUUAUCUGGCCGAAGAGCAGUGGAUAAGAAUCGGCCAUCUGGAGAACAUAACCUGGUGGAAUGGGCCAAGCCUUACUUGACAAACAAACGGAAAAUUUUUCGUGUUCUGGAUAGCCGUCUUGAAGGCCAGUAUUCAAUGGGCGGGGCCCAAAAGGCAGCAAAUCUUGCGCUCCAAUGCCUAUCCACAGAGGCCAGGUUCAGACCAAACAUGGAUGAGGUGGUGACAACAUUAGAGCAGCUUCAAGAUUUGAAGGAUGUUGAGAGGAACACACAAAAUGGAAACCACCCAAACCGGGCAAACCAUUCCACUGGUGGAACCAGGUCCCGCAGAAGAAAUGCUGAUGAAGGUCAGAAUGGAAAAGCAGCAUCUUAUCCCAGGCCAUCUGCUUCACCCCUUUACAGCAGAGAUUGAGAGAACUUAAUUUGGAUAUAAUCUUUCCUAUUUAAACAAAUCCAGUUGGCUUCCAGAUCAAAAAACAAAAAAGAAGUGUCAGGAAUUCGGAUAUGUAUUGUACCUAUAUUUAUUUGAUUACUGUACAGUUGUUGUUUUGACAAUGUAUUCAAAAUCAAGUUAUGUUACACCAUUUCCAGUUCUCAGAAAAUGAGGAACAUGAGCAAUAUUGCAAUCUGUGGUUCACAGACAUUUUUGUAAACAGCACAAGGGACUUUUAUAAUCAUGAAAAAAGAAGGGCAUAGGGGUAUAGAGCGCUUUUGCGUGUAAAUUAUAGUUGAGAAGCCUGAAA